Molecule: messenger RNA, 2064 nt
Organism: Andrographis paniculata
Lineage: Eukaryota; Viridiplantae; Streptophyta; Magnoliopsida; Lamiales; Acanthaceae
Exons: 7
Coding region: 405-1532 (375 amino acids)
Source: RefSeq, a predicted model, not a curated record
UCUUCGAUCCAGUGCCAUUUUAUCCUCUCUCUCUCUCUCUCUCUCUCUCUCUCUCUCCACACGUGCCAUUUUUCCAUUACACGCCGGAAAACCCUCUCUCUCUCUUGUAGCUCACGCUGACAUAUAUUAUAGCUGCUCUGCUGUGUGUGAAUACAUACAUACAGCUUGCUGUAUCUAUCUAUCUAUCUAUUGCCUGUUGCGGCCAGAUCAAUUAUUGGGAGGGGGCUAGGUUUUCCUGGAUACGCUGCAAUUGAAGAGGGGAGAUUUUGGGGUUUGUGAGGGAUUGGAUUGAAUUGAAUUGGAAAUUGAAUUGAAUUGGAGGUGGGAGGGUUUUUAAAUUUUACGUUUGAAUUUUUUUGGCUUGAUUUGUUGCGGCGGUGGUUUUGGUGGCGAUUGGUGUGAGGAUGGGAGGUGUGACGUCGUCUCUGGCGGCGAAGUUCGCCUUCUUCCCGCCGAAUCCGCCGUCGUAUGGAGUGGCGGUGGAUGAGGCGACGGGGAAGGCGCGGAUGACCGGGGUGGCGGAGAAGGAGAACGUCGACGUGCUUAGGGUGAAGACGAAGAGAGGAACGGAGAUCGUGGCGGUUUAUGUGAAGAAUCCGGCGGCGAAGCUGACGGUGCUGUAUUCGCACGGCAAUGCCGCCGAUCUAGGGCAGAUGUACGAUCUGUUCAAUGAGCUCAGUAUUCACCUCCACGUCAAUUUGAUGGGGUAUGAUUAUUCGGGAUAUGGACAGUCGACUGGAAAGCCGAGUGAGCAGAACACUUAUGCUGAUAUAGAAGCUGCGUACGAGUGUCUUCAACAAACUUAUGGAGUGAAAGAAGAAGACAUAAUAUUGUACGGCCAGUCGGUUGGGAGUGGACCCACACUAGAUUUAGCAUUCCGGCUGUCUAAAUUAAGGGCUGUGGUUCUUCACAGUCCGAUCCUGUCCGGGCUUAGAGUUAUGUAUCCUGUUAAGCACACAUAUUGGUUUGACAUUUAUAAGAAUAUCGACAAAAUCCCGCUGGUCCAAUGCCCCGUAUUGGUUAUUCAUGGUACAAAAGACGACGUAGUAAAUUGCUCGCAUGGGAAGCAGCUGUGGGAGCUCUGUAAAGAGAAGUACGAGCCGUUGUGGAUUAAAGGCGGCAACCAUUGCGAUCUGGAGCUUUUCCCGGAAUACAUUAAGCAUUUGAAAAAGUUCAUAUCAGCAGUGAAGAAAUCAGGACAUAUUCGAAAUGGCUCUCUACCACCUGUAGAUCCAACAGACAAUGCUCGGAACAGCACAGAUUGCCGGCACAGAUCAAGCACAGACCAGAGAGAAAAAUCGAGAUCAAGUAUAGAUCACAAAGAAAACCCAAGGGCGAGCACAGAUCAAAGGGAGAAGUCGAGCGACAAAAGAGAAAGAACAAAGAAGAAUAUGGAUGUUGGUGAAAAGACCAGCUGUAUUGUAGAACAACCGGAGAAAGCGAGGAACAGCAUAGACCGGUUCGGAGACAUGAUGAGAUCGGCAGUUCUGUGCAAUAUCAACUGUUUCAAGCCUAACGGCGCGAAAGUGUGAGGAAGGAAGGAUGGGAAUUUGGAUCAGCAAAUCUCAAAUGCGCCGCCGCAAGGCCAGCCCAGUGUAAGUGCAGUCCAAGUUCAAGGAGAUUUGCGUCCAGUAAGUGCAGUCCAAGUUCAAGGAGAUUUGCGUCCAGUAAGUGCAGUCCAAGUUCAAGGAGAUUUGCGGCCAUGAAGAUCCAGAUCAACAAGCGAAUUUGUUCGGAUAAAGAUGUUGUUGGAGAUUUGCGGCCAUGAAGAUCCAGAUCAACAAGCGAAUUUGUUCGGAUAAAGAUGUUGUUGGAGGAAAUUUAGGGAUAAGGUUUUAUCAAGAUUCAAAAUUAACUAUUUAAAGAAGAUCCAAGAGAGAAAAAGAAGAUACGCCAUUCACCAUGGGAUCUUUUUCUUGCUUUCGUUCCCGUUUUACCUUCUUGCUUUCGUUUCUAUUUUACCUUCUUAUUAAAUCAAUUCCAAAGGACUUUUCCGAUUAAACCUUCAGUGACAAUUUUUUUUUUACGACAACACUUCUAAAGUUUCUAAAUUGAAUAAUCCCU